Molecule: messenger RNA, 1136 nt
Organism: Scomber scombrus (Atlantic mackerel)
Lineage: Eukaryota; Metazoa; Chordata; Actinopteri; Scombriformes; Scombridae
Exons: 4
Coding region: 71-799 (242 amino acids)
Molecular function (GO): sequence-specific DNA binding
Source: RefSeq, a predicted model, not a curated record
GCGAUGCAAGAGUUUGUUUUGUUGGAGUAGUUAAAGCUCAUCGUUGUGUCAUCUAAAAGAUAACUAACCAAUGGUUCGUGUUUGUGCAUUUCCGAACUGUGCCAACAAAAUGUCGCCCAACACUUCGCGCAGCUUUCAUAGACUACCUCUGUUGGAUAGGGAUACGCUGAAGUUGUGGCUAGUUGUGCUACAGAUCGAUGCUAACAUUCCUGUCAAUACCCUGCGCCUUGCAGACCAUCGGGUCUGCAGUGACCAUUUUGAACGGGAGGACUACUGCCAGCCAAAGAAGAGAAGACAUCCUAUACCAAAGCACUUUUUCCUAAAGAAAACUGCUGUUCCCAGAGUGGAGAAGCCUACUGCAGACAGAGUGGAGCUGCAAGACAAACAGGCGUUGAUGGACAGACCACGAGGCCAGUGCAGAAGCAUAGGUGUUCAAAUAAAUGCAUCUGAGAGGUGCACUGUGACCACAGAGAAACCCAUUCCGCAGUACCUCGUUGAUGAGGAAGCCAUCAUGCAGCUGUUGAAGACCUGUCCGAUGUGUGACAGACAAAGUCGCUGUACCAAAUACACUCGCGGUCCUUGCUUCAUAGUCUACCAGAAGUGUUACUUCUGCGAUUUUCAACGCAAGUGGGCCAGCCAACCUGAAGCUGUAAACACCAACGCUCGUAAGGCACACAUGACACCCAGGAAGAAACUGAAGUCAAAUGACAAUGAACUUAAUGAGAUGAACUUUUCUGAAUCCUCAAUCACAGACUCCAACUCUCCAUUACAGAGCUGUGUAACAGUGUCAAUGCUCUAAAUAAAUGAUAAUGAACAGUUUGGUGCCGUAAAGCUUCUAAAUGACAACAUUUCAAGGUACAAAGGAGUGAGGUCUGCACACUGUUGAGCUCCCAAAAAAAUAAUUGUAUCUCUUUUUUGACGUUUCAAUCUGUAAGAUCUUCCUCAAACAAAUGUAAAAGAAACAGAUCUUUCUUAUAUAGGCAGCAAUCAAAUCAGUAUCACUUGCUAGGCAGAAGAAGGGACAACAAAGGCCACACAAUGGCAGUCAAGAGAGUGUAUAACAGGAGUACAGAGGCAUGCCCCUCAGGGACAAAUAAAGCUGAAUCUGAAUACAAACCUGAACAGGUAGACAAAAU